AUGUACAAUCUUAAAAGCGUCUACAUAUAUGUUGCAAAUCACGAAAGUGUCGAAGUGUUUGGUAGUCAUCGGAGUCGGUCGGAGUUGGUUCAUGUGCUAACGUUGUAUGUUGGGCUAAACUCCAAGUCUACAUUGACUGUUUUAUCUCUCUCUUCAUUGUUAAAUGGAUCCAUUGUCACCACCAGAAGAGCCGCUGCUGCCGCCGCCGGCACCUUCCACCGGAGGAUGUUUUCAAUCAUGAAAAAUGCAACAAAAGCUUUGCUGUCGAUUGUUCUCAUCAUCUUCAUGUACUCUACAUUGCUCCCAGACUCCCAGGAUGGCAGGUAUGUAGAGGCAAUGAGGUUGGUGGUGGUGGUGGUGGUGGAUUUGAAGAUUGGGUCGGGGUGUGAAUUGAAGAUGGUGUUGGGGUUUGUGAAUUGA
Molecule: messenger RNA, 420 nt
Organism: Ilex paraguariensis (yerba mate)
Lineage: Eukaryota; Viridiplantae; Streptophyta; Magnoliopsida; Aquifoliales; Aquifoliaceae
Source: the annotation of a GenBank genome assembly